AACAGGCGCAACAAACGGAUUUUAUAACUCUAAAACAAAUGCAAAAAAAAAAUAUUCGUAAAUAAUUAAUAUUAUUUAUUAUUAAGUUUGUGCUUAGUGUGAUUAGAGAGCUUAGAAGAACCGCAUGUGUUCUUCACGUGUACAUAUGAGUAUUAAUUAAUUAAUUGAUUAAGUCGUAAUUCAUGCAGUGAUAUUUAUAUUAAUAAUAAAUAAAUGUACCUUUAUGGAAGUGUGAUUUUAUUGAAUAUUAAAAUAUAAAAAUAUAUUUAUUAAAUCAAUAAUAUUGUUGUGGAUUUUGAAUGCUAGAAAAAUGAAGCUGUUAGAAAAAAACGGUCAAGCUAGCAAAGAUGGAGACGCGAUGAAGAUUCUAGAAGACGCAUUAACGCUGUGCAAAUUUGGCAAAUUCCAUUACUUGCUGCUCGCUGCUACUCUCUGCUCUAUCUUUGCUGUCAUGUUCAUCUCUACUACGACAUCAUUUGUCCUUCCGGUAGCAGAAUGUGAUCUCAAAAUGAAUAUGAUGUAUAAAGGAUUGAUGAAUGCAAUACCGUUUUUUGGACAAAUAGGCGUAAGUGUCUUUACUGGGUUUUUAGCGGAUACGUUUGGUAGGAGAAAGUUUCUGAUAGCCGGAAACUUUGGGAUGUUUAUUGGAACUGUAAUCGAGGGAUCGAGUCAGAACUAUUGGAUGAUGUUGUUCAUUAAACUUACUGAAGGCAUAUUAGUGAGUUUGGGUUUUUGCGCAAUAUCAACUAUGCUUUCUGAGUUCACACCGUUUGCUGUAAGAGAUAGAGUACUGCUUGUGUACUCAGGUUUCGCCUCAUUCUCCCUGAUCGUGGCUGCAGUACUAGCCUGGGCGGCUCUACCCCUCCCUAUACAUUGGGUUAUAUGGGAGGGAUACUUUGAAUUGCACGCGUGGAACGUUUACCUCUACAUAUGUUCAAUAUGGAGUUUACUGGCGUUCAUUCUGUAUUACUAUUUACCGGAGAGCCCGAAGUUCCUCCUGUCGCAUGGCCAGGAGAAGGAAGCCUUGGAAGUACUCAAAACUAUAUACAGUAUGAAUACUGGGAACGAUCGAGAUUCUUUUCCUAUAAAGUCAUUCAGCACAUCUGGAACUCUCAAACCGACUGACGCGAAAAGUCUCAAAAAACAACUGCGAAGCGCCCUGAAAGAGGUGAAGGAACUCUUUAGGAGACCUCUACUUUAUAGACUACUGCUGUCCUCAUUUAUUAUUUUUGCGGGACUUCUUGUGUUCACAUCAUUCAGACUUUGGUACCCGCAGAUAUCCACAAUAAUAGAGAACUACAGCAAGAACAAUGGGGAGUCAGCGAGUUUCUGUGUGAUGAUCACUGAUUAUAUGGAAGGACUAAACAAAGGGCAGUCUGUUGAUGCAGUGAAAAAUGCUACUGAACCGGGUAUAUGUAUACCGAAACUGAGCGGCAGUGAAACGUACAUGAACGGCAUAAUAUUAGGGUUCGUCACGCUAAUAUUUGUAAUGAUAAGUGCCUGCCUCGUGAAGAAAGUCGGGCAAAAAAUCCUCAUGUUCGUAAUCCUGAUACUAUCCGCUAUAUGUUGUGGCUCAUUGUAUUGGACUUAUAAUUCCUUGGUGAUUGCUGUUCUUAUGUCAGCCACUUGCGGACUGUUGCAGACAGCGCUAAGUCUACAAUACAACCUUUUUGUCAGAAUUUUUCCAACGACGUCACGAACUUUGGCUGUUUCAAUAAUUAUGUUAAUCGGUCGGUUCGGAUCUCUGAGUGGCAAUAUUUUAUAUCCGAUAUUGCUGAAUAUGGGAUGUAUGGCUCCAUUCAUUGCUACCUCUCUUGUUGCGCUAGGUUUGGCGGGGCUUGUUUACUUUCUGCCGAAUGUAAACAAGGAGAAUAAAGAGACUGGCGACAAGUGAACAUAAUUUUGGUUUUUGUACAAACUGCUUAGUUUCAUAAGUAAUAACUAUAUGACAACUACUUCUUCCCACCUUUUUGAACUCCCUAUUUGAUAAGAGUAAAAGCUCAUUAGAUCCACCAUAGAAAAUAGACGCCUGGCCGACGACUUAACAACAGAAAACGCUCCCUAAGCAAUACAAUCAACUGUUACACAGCGAACAAUCAAAAUAUGUUACUGAGCGGAUAGAACCUCGGUUAAGUCAGAGUCGCACAGUCUCACAGGGGACGCUUUCAGAUAGUCGUUCCACCCUCCCGUCUUCUUCUAGCCUUUGGGCCAUUGCUGAGCGUCUGGACUCUCCUAAACACUCAAUUAAGGAGCUCCAAAAGGAAAAUCUUCCUUCUUUUGCAAUGAAAUGAAAUGAAAUGAAAAUAUGCUUUUUUGCACACGACAUAGGAAGCAAAAACAAGAUACAAAUUAUUAUUUACUGCCCACCUUUCCACCAAGCCUUCCCUUGUUAGGUUAGUAUUAUUUUAUAUAAACUUCUACAGUCAUUACAGCAACUCCGUGGCUUUACUGGGUGAGGCAACGUGUGCCAUGUCGCUCUAAUGUGCUAUUAACUUAUACAUUAGGAUGUAUCCAAGUUUAUUUGUAUGUAAUUAAAAUGUUAUAACUGUGAUAAGACUUAUGUUUUAAUAGCAAAAUCAAUUCAUGUUUUUAAAGUCCUACCGCUCAGAGAUUGCGUUUUUAACAGGACAAUGUGUAAUUAAACAUGUUUGUCCCAUUCGCACGACCUGUCAGAAACGCAAUCACUGAGCGGCCGGAGUUUACUGACAAGCACAAUUGUUCAUCUGGUACAUAAUUAUCUAAACGGUAUAAUAAUGAACAACAUAAACGAGUAUUUCUUAACUCUUAUUACAGCAUUACUCGCAGUAUAUAGAUAAAAUUUCAACGGAGCAAUGUAGACAAAUUAUACAGCUUUGCUUACACA
Messenger RNA from Bicyclus anynana (squinting bush brown), 2863 nucleotides. Its product is annotated as synaptic vesicle glycoprotein 2B-like. Gene Ontology annotation, biological process: transmembrane transport. The transcript is spliced from 10 exons. Bases 311 to 1894 code for a protein of 527 amino acids. Gene Ontology annotation, cellular component: membrane. Gene Ontology annotation, molecular function: transmembrane transporter activity. The record is from RefSeq and is a predicted model, not a curated record. Lineage: Eukaryota; Metazoa; Arthropoda; Insecta; Lepidoptera; Nymphalidae.